UUCGGACAUGACAUGAGUUGUGGAAUUGCGUGUUGGAAGCUGGCCAACAGCCAGAACACCCUCAUAUUGGACUCACAUUUUGGUUUUGUUUGUUGGACUUGUCGCGCGACCCUUGCGACAACUUGUUGACUCACACCAGCCCGGCCCCGUGAUUCAACUCUGAAGAAAGUCAACGCUUGAGCGAGAUGGAGAACAAGGUGUUUGUUUAAGCGGAUUUAAGCGCGGUUGCAGGCCCCCUAUGGCUUUGUUGGUGGAACCUAGGGGCAUUCGUCAUUGGAAUCAAGAAUGCAGUAGCUGCAGCUGAGAGUCCGUCGCCGCAGCUCCCUUUGACCAAGUCUGUGGUUUUCACUUGUCAACAGAUAUCAUCGACACCAGGCUCGUUUCAGCAAUGUUCUGUCAGGAGUUGGCCCAGAAGACCGCGGAGUCUGAGGCGGCCUACCGCGCUAUGCAGGCCGCUGACCAGGCGGCCUAUCGCGCUGAAACAGAAAGGCUGGCCGACAACUUUGUGGCGGCAACCAUGGAGGAGUUCAUGCAGAAGUGCAAUCAAGCGGCCGAGCAGUGGCAGCUUAAUUGCAGCUUGACCAUUGAGAUCCAAGACCUGUGCGACAGGGAUGGGGGCAAAGAACUGGUGGUGAAGAAAUUCAAGAAGCAGAUGGCCGAACUGGGAUUUCUGAAGGGAGUGGGAGUUCCAUAUGUGUUCUUACAUGGAGUGCGAUAUCCGUACAAAAAACAUCGUGAUUAUAUCGCUCAUAUAUUAUUGAAUUCGAACGCCGGCCCACUGAUCCUGAUGGCUGUCCUACUGGCCGUGAUGCUUGGAUGGAUGAUUCAAUUGAUGAUGAAUGGAGGGAAACCGGAUUUGCGAGUGUUCCUUGAGCUGCAAGGCAAUUGGAAUGCAAAAGCUUGCCGCGUGGAGAAGCCGAUGCCUGGAGGCACUUUGAUCACCUGUCCCAUUUGCCACGAGCAUCGUCCAGGUGUCGCCCUCGUGCCCUGUGGCCAUGUGAUUUGCCGCGACUGCCCGAGUGGCCAGCGCAUGCGUCGGUGUCCCAUGUGUCGUGAAUCAAUAUCUGCUGCGACACGAGGGCUUUUCUUGGACUGAAGCUCAAGAAGAGAAUUGGAAGAAGAUGCCUUUGCAUUUGGAGCUGUUCUUGUCAGCACGUUGGGAUGGCAUUGGGGGAAUGGCCAUCCUUGGCAUCUGACAAAUUGCCCCAAGAGCAGAGGCCGAUGUGAGACUCUUUAUGCCCGGUGGAGGAUCUUGAAAGAUGAAUGGCUUUGACUUGGUCGCUUCUUGCAGGAGACCUGCAAGAAGCUGCAUGAGUGUUUCAAUAUGUUUCAAUGACAUCCCUACAUUGCAUCCGUUUGCCACGUUCUCCACUUCAGUGCGAAUAAACUAUGUUGCAAACACAGGUUUUUCCUUUUGUGUUUUUAGGCCGCUGUUGCUUUGGUGCAGGAGGAACUCUGACAAAUCACUCCACAAAAGCUUGAUGCUGGAGUCCUUCUCCAGCUAUCUCACAGGCAUUCGCAACAUACAUAAUUCAGUGGUGCCCACAAGUGGCAUUGCAUGAAACGCAAGCAGAAGCACGAAGAAACCAUAGCAGAGAAACAAAGUGAACCUGUGAAAUGUGUCCAUUUUUGGGACAUUACAACUUGCUGUGC
This is a messenger RNA of Durusdinium trenchii, 1653 nucleotides long. NCBI's taxonomy places the organism in Eukaryota, Dinophyceae, Suessiales, Symbiodiniaceae. The record is from the annotation of a GenBank genome assembly.